This is a messenger RNA of Apiotrichum porosum, 2637 nucleotides long. RefSeq lists its product as uncharacterized. The record is from RefSeq and is a predicted model, not a curated record. Lineage: Eukaryota; Fungi; Basidiomycota; Tremellomycetes; Trichosporonales; Trichosporonaceae. Gene Ontology annotation, molecular function: protein binding; protein-N-terminal amino-acid acetyltransferase activity. Bases 1 to 2637 code for a protein of 878 amino acids. The transcript is spliced from 2 exons. Gene Ontology annotation, cellular component: cytoplasm; NatA complex. Gene Ontology annotation, biological process: N-terminal peptidyl-methionine acetylation.
AUGUCCCACGCACACGGGAUACCCAAGCACCGCCAGCUGCCAGACAAGGAGGCAAAGCUCUUCAAGGAGCUCUUGGUGCGUUUCUCCAAUGGCCCCUUCCAAGUCUCCCCCUCGUCUUCGAUAACAUUGCUGACGGUCCUCGAGACUUACUAUGAGCUCAAGCAGUACAAGAAGGGCCUCAAGGCUGCCGACACCAUCUUGAAAAAGUUCCCCAACCAUGGUGAAACCAUUGCGCUCAAGGCCCUCACCCUCCACUCGUCGCUCCCCUUCCCCGCGACCGCUGCUUCGGUGCCCAAGGCUGAGGAGGCCGAGGCCAUGGCCCGCACUGCCGUCAAGAAGGACAUUACCUCGCACAUUACGUGGCACGUGAUGGGUAUCCUCGCCAAGCAGCGCCGCGACUGGGCCGAGGCUUCUAAGGCAUUCGCCAUGGCGCGUAAGCAGGACCCGGACAACAUCCCCGUGCUCCGCGACGCCAUUGCCCUCUCGACCCACACUCGCCAGUACCAGGCCGCUCUCGAGUCGCGCCACCACUACCUCCUUCUCCGCCCCCAGAUCCGCAGCUCAUGGCUCGGCCUCAUGAUCAGCCACGAGCUCACCGGCGACUAUGAUGAGGCGAUCCGUGUCUACGACGGUCUCCAGGCCACGCUGAACAAGGACGGCGCUACCGCUCCCGAAAAGGCCCAGACCCUCAUGCACGUUAUCCGUCUCUGCAUCAAGGCUGGCAAGUAUGACGACGCGAUGGACCGCCUUGAGAAGGGUCUCCGCGAGGAUGUCAUUUCGGCUACCGGCGAGGCGAGCCAGAUCAAGGCUCAGAUUCUCCUCGAGCUUGGGCGUAAGGACGAGGCUGAGGCGGCAUACCGCGCUCUCCUGGAGCAGAACGCCGACAACCUCGAGUACUACAGGGCCUUGCUCCGCAACCGUGGCCAGGACAUCUCCAAGGCUCUCGAUGCCGAGACCACAGCAGCCGUCCUCAAGACGCUUGUCGAGUUUGGCGAGACCUACCCCCGUUCGUCGGCUCCCCGCCGCCUCGCGCUGGAUGUGGCUACUGGCGACGAGUUCCGCUCGCUUGUUCGCGACUACAUCGUCCGCGGCCUCGAGCGCGGCGUCCCUUCGCUCUUUGUGGACGUCAAGGGCGUCUACGCCGAUGCUGCCAAGAUGGUCACGGUCGGUGAGGUCGUGGAGGAGAUUGUCUCCAAGCUCGAGGCGGAGGCUAGCCUCCACGGUGACGACACCAUCCCCCCUCCUACCACUCUCCUUUGGGCCUACUACUUCCUUGCUCUCCAUCUGAGCCACCGUCUCCAGCCCACUCCCGACCACGCCCGUGCCCUCGAGCUCCUCGACAUUGCGCUGGCCCACACCCCUACCCUGCCUGAGAUUUACAUGGCCAAGGCCAUGGUUCUCAAGCGCGCCGGUGACGCCCAGGCGGCUGCCGAGGCUAUGGAGGACGCCCGUCUGCUUGACGGCCAGGACCGUUUCCUGAACGGCAAGGCCGCCAAGUACUGGCUGCGUGCUGGCAACGUGGAAAAGGCCGAGGAGCUGCUGGCCAUGUUCACCAAAAAGGACAUGACCGCCGUUGCGGACCUGACCGACAUGCAGAGCCUGUGGUUCCUCACCGAGGAAGGCGACGCGUACAACCGUGCUGGUGCUCUUGCCAUGGCGCUGAAGCGCUACCAGUCGCUUGUGACCGUGUUCCAAGAGUACGAGGACGACCAGUACGACUUCCACUCGUACUGCCUGCGCCGGAUGACCCUGGGCGCUUACAUUGCUCUGAUCAAGUACGAGGACCAGCUGAGGACUCACCCUGCCUUUUUCAGCACUGCCCUGUCCGCCAUUGACAUUUACGUCCGCAUCGCCGACGACCCGUCGCUCACGGUCGAAAAGCUCACUCCCGAGGAGGAGGCCGAGAGGAAAAAGGCGGCCAAGAAGGCGGCCAAGGCCGAGCAAAAGGCCAAAAAGGCCGCUGCGGCUACUGGCGACAAGAAGGACGAGGCGCCUGCUCCCGACGCCGACCCCCGUGGCGAAAAGCUCAUUGCUACCGAGACCCCGAUCGACGACGCGCUCAAGCUCUGGGCUCCCCUCGAGGCGCACCACCCCGAGAGGACAGAGACGUGGCUGGCGGGUUACGAGCUGCACGUUAGGAAAGGACAGUUUGCGCGUGCCCUGCGUGACCUCCGUGAGGCUUCGGCGAUUGACAAGAACGCCCCCGGUCUCCUCCCUGCCCUUGUCGACUUGCGUCAACGGGCUACCACCAUCCCUGCCGGCCCCGUCAAGGCGGCCAUUGACGAGGUCCUCCCCACCCUCAUCUCGGACAAGAGCGCCGCCGACCUCGUGGCCACGUGGCCCGCGCCGACCGCGGCGCACGUCCUCGCCUCGGCACGCACCCUCAAGGCUGCGGGUGCGUCGUCUGCCGACGUCGCUGGCGUCCUCGCCCGCCUCACCGAGGUGACGCCCUCCAUCUCGGACAUGCGCACCGCCCUCACCAUCGUGGACGGUGCCGAGCGCGACUCGCUCCGUGCGGCCUUCCACAAGCGUCUGCCCCUGGCCUUUGUCUUUGCGUCGGCCGAGGACAAGGCGGCGCGCGCUGCCCAGGUCGCUGCGGCCGCUGAGCCUGCCGUGGAGGGCAAGACGGAUGUUUAA